AAAUGGCCCCGUAGGGCAACAAGGAUGGUUAGUUUUGACCGUGCUUAUAUGUACCAUAAAACAUCGAUCCUAAUUGACAGUUAUCUGGGCUUUUAUAUCUGCCAACCUGCCAACCUUUUUUGAACUGUGGUCACUAAAUGAAGAGGUUCUGGCCUGGGAAGGCCCAUGCAUUCCUUCAAUUGGAUGGAGAGCGAGGACAGUGACUGGCGAUCUGGAGAAUAGGAGGGAAUGUUGACUAGGGAGCACCGCUGCAGCCGAUCAGAGGAGCAGGAACUGGAGCCCGGGCUGAGUCCGAGAAAAGCCGGAUCCGGAUGGUGGCCCCGGAACGGCUGGAAGUGGAAGAUGGAGGAGCCAGAGGAACCUGCAGACAGUGGGCAUUCCCUGCCCCCGGUUUACAUCUACAGUCCCGAGUAUGUCAGCAUGUGCGACUCCCUGGCCAAAGUCCCCAAAAGGGCCAGUAUGGUACAUUCUUUGAUUGAAGCAUAUGCACUGCAUAAACAAAUGAGAAUAGUUAAGCCCAAAGUGGCCUCCAUGGAGGAGAUGGCCACCUUCCACACCGAUGCCUAUCUGCAGCAUCUCCAGAAGGUCAGCCAAGAAGGAGAUGACGAUCAUCCAGACUCCAUAGAAUAUGGCCUAGGUUAUGACUGUCCAGCUACAGAAGGGAUAUUUGACUACGCAGCAUCUGUAGGAGGGGCUACAAUCACAGCUGCCCAAUGCCUGAUUGAUGGAAUGUGCAGAGUAGCAAUUAACUGGUCUGGAGGGUGGCAUCAUGCAAAGAAAGAUGAAGCAUCUGGUUUUUGUUAUCUCAAUGAUGUUGUCCUGGGAAUAUUACGAUUGCGACGAAAAUUUGACCGUAUUCUCUAUGUGGAUUUGGAUCUGCACCAUGGAGAUGGUAAGCCCUUCACUUUCAAGGAGAAUCCUUCAACUUUUCUAAUUCUCGUGUUCUUAAAACUAUUCAUGGUGCCCAUCUCUUUUACAGGAACAGGUGAUGUGACUGAUGUUGGCCUAGGGAAGGGACGGUACUACAGUGUGAAUGUGCCCAUUCAAGAUGGCAUACAGGAUGAGAAAUAUUACCACAUCUAUGAAAGUGUACUAAAGGAGGUAUAUAUGGCCUUUAAUCCCAAAGCGGUGGUCUUACAGCUGGGAGCUGAUACAAUAGCUGGGGAUCCCAUGUGCUCCUUUAACAUGACUCCAGUGGGAAUUGGCAGGUGUCUUAAGUACAUCCUUCAGUGGCAAUUGGCAACACUCAUUUUGGGAGGAGGAGGCUAUAACCUUGCCAACACGGCUCGAUGCUGGACAUACUUGACCGGGGUCAUCCUAGGGAAAACACUAUCCUCUGAGAUCCCAGAUCAUGAGUUUUUCACAGCAUAUGGUCCUGAUUAUGUGCUGGAAAUCACGCCAAGCUGCCGGCCAGACCGCAAUGAGCCCCACCGAGUCCAGCAAAUCCUCAACUACAUCAAAGGGAAUCUGAAGCAUGUGGUCUAGUUGACAAAAAGAGAUCAGGUUUCCAGAGCCGAAGAGCAGCGCCUAUAAUGAAGACAGCGUGUUUAUGCAAGCAGUGUGUGGAAUUUGUGACUGCAGGGGAAAUUUGGAAGAAAUUACUUCCUGAAAAUUUCCAAGGGGCACCAAGUGGCAGCUGGCCUCCUGGGGUGAGGCAGGCAGACACCCCAGAGGCUCAACUAGGCCUAGAAGAAGAGUGAGAUUUCCAACAUUUAAAAUGUUUAUUUUUUAAAAAACACAAAUGCCAUUUUUAAUCUUUGAAAAUUAUUUUUAAGCAAGUUGGGAAGGGGGUAUUUUUAUUUUCUUAAAGGAGGCAGAUAAGAAGCUGGAAGAAAGCAUGGAGGUUUAGUCAGCAGUUCUUCAGUUAGGGGGUGCUGAGAGGUAGGGUUUAAGUCUCAGAACCAUCCAGGUAGCGCCUUGGUGAAGGGGAAUGAUAGUAGAUUGGGAGGUGGGAAGAAGUCUACCUCUGUUGUUUUUAGGAUUAUUGACCUAUUUUGUUUUUAAUAAAAUAUUUGA
Myotis lucifugus (little brown bat) is the source of this 2016-nucleotide messenger RNA. It is a transcript of the gene HDAC8, whose product is annotated as histone deacetylase 8. The transcript is spliced from 10 exons. Bases 229 to 1485 code for a protein of 418 amino acids. The record is from RefSeq and is a predicted model, not a curated record. Gene Ontology annotation, molecular function: histone deacetylase activity. NCBI's taxonomy places the organism in Eukaryota, Metazoa, Chordata, Mammalia, Chiroptera, Vespertilionidae.